Molecule: messenger RNA, 4627 nt
Organism: Myxocyprinus asiaticus (Chinese sucker)
Lineage: Eukaryota; Metazoa; Chordata; Actinopteri; Cypriniformes; Catostomidae
Product: glutamate receptor 2-like
Exons: 16
Coding region: 161-2935 (924 amino acids)
Biological process (GO): modulation of chemical synaptic transmission; synaptic transmission, glutamatergic; monoatomic ion transport
Cellular component (GO): dendritic spine; AMPA glutamate receptor complex; postsynaptic membrane
Molecular function (GO): AMPA glutamate receptor activity; transmitter-gated monoatomic ion channel activity involved in regulation of postsynaptic membrane potential
Source: RefSeq, a predicted model, not a curated record
ACGGGACUGAAGCAGAGAGUCCGUGAUAGAGGAACCACCUGCAGAAAGCAGCCGCACUCAUUCUCUUGGAACGCCUUCAAUAUGUUACGGAUUUGAGAGAACACUGUGUAAACGAGAAAUAGUUCCUUUAUACAGUGGAUGAAGACACGUUGUCGUGGAGAUGCAACAGUUGAAGAAUUUAGCGAUUUGUCUCAUUUCCCUAGUAUGUGGGUUGACGAUUGGAGGGUCUCCGAGUGUUCAAAUUGGGGGUUUGUUUCCGAGGGGAGCUGAUCAGGAGUACAGUGCUUUUCGGAUAGGGAUGGUUCAGUUCGGAACGGCUGAAUUUAGACUGACGCCUCACAUCGACAAUCUGGAAGUAGCGAACAGUUUCGCUGUAACUAACUGCUUCUGUUCUCAGUUCUCAAGGGGAGUUUAUGCUAUUUUUGGAUUUUACGACAAGAAGUCAGUGAACACAAUAACAUCAUUCUGUGGGACACUUCAUGUCUCCUUCAUCACACCGAGCUUUCCCCUGGACAGAAAUCAGCAGUUUAUCAUUCAGAUGCGACCAGACAUCAAAGGACCUCUCCUGAGUCUGAUAGAGUACUACAAGUGGGACAAGUUUGCCUACCUUUACGACAGUGAUAGAGGACUUACCACACUCCAAGUUGUGCUGGACACAGCGGCAGAGAAGAAAUGGCAGGUGACUGCCAUCAAUGUGGGUAACAUGAAGGAUGAGAGAAAGGAUGAGGCAUAUCGCUCACUCUUUCAGGACCUGGAAACCAAGAAGGAGCGGCGGGUCAUCCUUGACUGUGAGCAGGACAAGGUUAAAGACAUAAUGGAACAGGUUAUAACUAUUGGCAGGCAUGUAAAGGGAUAUCAUUACAUCAUAGCAAACCUGGGAUUUGUGGAUGGGGAUCUUUCAAAAAUUCAGUAUGGUGGAGCCAAUGUGUCAGGCUUUCAAAUUGUCGAUUUUGAUGACCCCCUGGUGUCCAAAUUUGACCAGCGCUGGGAAGCUCUAGAAGAAAAAGAAUAUCCUGGAGCUGACAGCAAGAUAAGGUAUACUUCAGCUCUGACCUAUGAUGCAGUACAAGUGAUGACUGAGGCCUUCCGCUACCUGCACAAACAGCGAAUUGACAUCUCCCGCAGAGCUAAUAAUGGUGACUGCCUGGCCAAUCCUGCUGUACCAUGGGCUCAGGGGGUGGAGAUAGAACGUGCCCUAAAACAGGUGAGAGUUGAUGGUCUCACGGGUAACAUUCAAUUUGACCAAUAUGGAAAGAGGGUGAAUUACACUGUCAAUGUCAUGGAACUGAAAAACAAUGGUCCAGUUAAGAUUGGCUAUUGGAAUGAAGUGGAUAAAAUGGUCGUGACAAAGUCUGAUCUCUUUCCAAAUGAUACAAUGGGGCUGGAAAACAAGACUGUGAUAGUCACCACCAUUCUUGAAGCACCAUAUGUAAUGCUGAAGAAGAAUGCUGACCUUUUUCUGGAUAAUGACAGAUAUGAGGGCUACUGUGUAGACUUGGCAGCUGAAAUUGCCAAGCACUGUGUAUUUAAAUAUCAGCUAAAAAUAGUAGGAGAUGGCAAAUAUGGAGCUAGAGAUGCAGAGACAAAAAUCUGGAAUGGUAUGGUUGGAGAGUUAGUUUACGGGAAAGCUGACAUAGCAGUGGCUCCUUUGACUAUCACAUUAGUCAGAGAAGAAGUCAUUGACUUCUCAAAACCAUUCAUGAGCCUGGGAAUCUCCAUCAUGAUUAAGAAACCUCAGAAGUCCAAGCCUGGUGUGUUCUCCUUCCUGGACCCACUUGCCUAUGAGAUCUGGAUGUGUAUUGUUUUUGCCUACAUUGGUGUGAGUGUGGUGCUCUUCCUGGUCAGUCGUUUCAGCCCGUAUGAGUGGCACACAGAAGAAUAUGAGGAUGGCCAGAUUCAGACCAAUGAGUCAACCAAUGAGUUUGGGAUUUUCAACAGCCUUUGGUUCUCUCUUGGAGCUUUUAUGAGACAAGGAUGUGAUAUUUCACCAAGGUCUCUUUCUGGCCGCAUAGUUGGUGGAGUCUGGUGGUUUUUCACCCUGAUCAUAAUUUCAUCCUACACAGCUAACUUGGCUGCCUUUCUAACAGUUGAGAGGAUGGUGUCUCCAAUUGAGAGUGCAGAGGAUUUAGCAAAGCAAACAGAGAUUGCUUAUGGAACUUUAGAUUCUGGUUCAACAAAAGAGUUUUUCAGGCGUUCCAAAAUUGCUCUUUUUGACAAAAUGUGGACAUACAUGAAAAGUGCGGAACCCUCCGUGUUCGUUAAGACAACAGCAGAGGGAGUAAUGCGGGUAAGGAAAUCCAAAGGGAAGUACGCAUACCUGCUGGAAUCCACGAUGAACGAGUACAUCGAGCAGCGCAAGCCCUGUGACACUAUGAAGGUCGGAGGGAACCUGGACUCCAAAGGCUAUGGCAUCGCCACCCCCAAAGGAUCCUCAUUAAGAAAUGCGGUUAACCUCGCAGUACUAAAACUGAAUGAACAAGGCCUGUUGGACAAAUUGAAAAACAAAUGGUGGUACGACAAGGGAGAGUGCGGCAGCGGGGGAGGUGAUUCCAAGGAGAAGACCAGUGCUCUCAGCCUGAGCAAUGUAGCUGGGGUCUUCUACAUCCUAGUGGGUGGCCUGGGCUUGGCCAUGCUGGUGGCUCUGGUCGAGUUCUGUUACAAGUCCCGAGCUGAGGCCAAGCGCAUGAAGGUGGCAAAGAAUGCACAGAACAUUAAUCCCCCUUCUUCGCAGAAUUCACAGAAUUUUGCCACUUAUAAGGAAGGGUACAACGUGACCUUCUCAGAUGCCAUGAGGAGCAAAGCAAGGUUGUCUAUAACUGGGAGUACUGGUGAGAAUGGACGUGUGAUGAGUCCUGAGUUCCCCAAAGCAGUACAUGCGGUGCCCUUUGUUAGACCUGGUGUGGGAAUGAACGUUAGUCUGACUGAUCUCUCCUGAUGGAUAAGAACCUGCUGAGUGCCUUACACAAUGGUUUUCAAUAGAGCGUGUUCUAUUCUCUUUCCUGUCUAUCUCUCACCUUUCUUUUUGGCUGAAUGGAGGAUGGAGGCCUCAUUUGAUGUCAUAGAGACAUAAUCCUUUCUAGGCCCUUUAUAACAAAAGAUGCACUCUUGUAUUGGAAUUGCACCAACUAACACAAAGACAGUCACUUGCUGUGCUGGUGACAUAUAUCUCCCUGUAAUGGAUAUUUUUGACAACAAACAUGACUAACGUGAAACUCACAGAAGCUCUGUGAAAUGCUGUGAGCAAGAAAAAGAGAAGGUAAUAACAUAAUAAUGUAUGUUUUCAUAGCUGACACUAUUUCGGCUCGAGCACACUUUACAUUGUCUGCAUCAGGAUGUGAAAUAUCUUUUUAUUAAUAAAACAAGCAAAAAUCUCUUAUCAAAAAGUAUUUUUAUGUAUUUUCACACAAAUGGCUUUUAAAUAAAUCUGCUUACAUUACCAGUUAAGUAAACCUGUAAAUCAUAAUCUUGAUAUACUUUCAAGAAUUUAGCUACUAGUUUAACAUUUUAAUGCCAAAUAUGUUGCUUAUCUUGUAAUUUAUUAGUCCUCUAAAGUUUCUGAUACAUUCAUUAACAUUUUGGUGUUAAUAUGAAAUAUCUAGCAAUGCUUGACAUUUGAAAAGUGGGUGCUGCAGUACCUUCAUUAACUUGUUUGGUUUUAAGAAUCUGUUUGUAUUUUUGUUGAUCAAAAAUCAGGGUAGCAGUUAUAACAUUAAAACGAUGUUUACAAUGUGAACAUGACAAAAAAGGAAAAAAAAGAUUUAAAAAAAGAAAAGUACCUAUUGUAUUAUUACAUAUGUUUUGCUGUAAAAUGAAUAGAAGUAUACACAUCAACAAAAUGCUCUGUUAAAAAAAGCCAAAUAAUUGUGCCAAAAUUACUGAUAAAUAUAGUCAUAUAUUAAUCUGUCAUCAUUGUGAAUGUAGUCAAUACAUUCUGUAAGUUUUGUUACUAAAUGUACAGUUAGAUGGUAUACACAGUGAUUUAUCAAUGCUUUUAUUUAUUAUGAUUAUUUUUAUGAUUUGCUUAUAGCCAUGUUAGCACUAGCAUCACAAAGAGACAUUAUAUGGCUUUUCAUUUUCACUCUAGAAUUUGUUUGCAUUUUUAUAGUAAUAUGGAAGAGCAUCCAGUUUAAAUAUAUUCUUACAAGGCCAAAGCAUCUGUGCUUAUUCUUCAGUAUUUACAGACAGUAUUUAGGAUACCAUAAGGGACACAACAACAUUUUGUUCCAUAAUGACCACAGUUUAUAACUCAGUAUGUGUUACAAAAACAAUGACAAAUAGUUAAUACUUGACACCGCAAUAAGAUAAAAAAAUAAAAAUAAAAAGAUGUUCCCUGCAGACAGAAUACAUUUGUACACACAGAUAACUGUCAAAAUGUACAAUUUUGUAAAUUUUAUUUGUCAUUUUUUUCUCUCUUCAACCUUUUCUUCUUCAGCUCUUCUCUGGAAAGUUUUUCUUGCAUCCUAGACAGGGGGCAGAUACUGGGUAUCACUUUCAGUUUUGUCAUAAUAUACUUUAUAUAAGUUGAACAAGUCCAUGUAAUUUUAAGGACCGCUCUCUGUACCAUUUUGUAAAUGAAUGUGUGCCAACUUGUUUAUUUUUUGGGAUCCUUUCUAAAUAAAUCUGACUA